AUGCUCCACAUGUCGCGAGCAGAUCACGAGGUUUCCGAAGGGUAUCAUUUGGAGAGCGUCCUGGUGGUCCCCAGCGUCACAGACGACUUCAAGACGGGCACUAUGCAGGUCAUCAGGCUCACUACCCUGAUGAUGUCUCUGCAGUCGGUGGUACUGGAAUGUAUCAAAAAGCAGGCAGGAGAUUUCCUGGUUGGUUUGGUUAUCCUGUGGCCCUGCGCAUUUGGCGUGGUGGGCAUUAUGCGUACUCUGCGGACCAUGUGCCAGCAGCAGCUGGCAAACGCUGCGCUUUGCCAUGGCAUUAGUCUGGAGCAUGCAAGCGCACCACGCACGGAGGAUGCCGUGGUGUUGGCCGGCACCGCGGUUUUAGUGGUGUGCACGGCAAUUGCCCUGGCAGCAUUGGGUUUUGUGAAGCUCUUCCUGCUCCUGGUCACUUCCUUUGCAGGCCCAGCCCUCAGCAUCUUUGGCGAACUGCAGAAAGCCAAGCUGCAGGAUGAGGCCAUGCAACAGAUGGAAGGAAAACAUCGAAUGCGCGGCCUCCUUCAAGUGUUUUCUCGCAGGGCUAAGGACUCUGAAGGCCUUCAGCCCGCAGGACCUUCCGUGACACUCUCGGAAGGCACUUUGGCCAUCGUCUCUUUGUCAAGGCUCUUGGAUGCAGGCAGGAGUGGGAGGCCCGUGCUGGCAGCCUUACAGGCUGCGCCAGGCGCAGACGUCACCAACCAGGCUGCUUCGCUGCGGCUCUGGCGCGACUUGCCCUGGCAGGGCAGGGCUCUCUUCGAGCUCACGGGCUCACGUCUGGGCUUGCUGACCUUUCCGCUGCUGAUCUCGGCCGUCUUCGUGCUUCUAGCGGAUAUCGAGCUGGACAGGAGCAUCAAGGAAGUGAUGAUCGUGGCCACAGCAAAGGCAUCCAACACAAAGUCUGUAGCCAUUGACCAGCGGGCUGUGGUACAGGAGGAGGAGGAGGCUGACGCCGCCAUGAAGAUGGUUCAGCUCAUGAGACCUCUGCCUCAGCAUGCUCAAGUUCUUGUCCAAGGACUUCGCACAAGUACUGCCAGCUAUGACGUGCAGUUCUCCCCAGUGGCCACUUUUCCGAUCAGUGUUCGGAUUAUGUCAGAGGGCUUCGACCGCU
Messenger RNA from Symbiodinium pilosum, 1126 nucleotides. Lineage: Eukaryota; Dinophyceae; Suessiales; Symbiodiniaceae. The record is from the annotation of a GenBank genome assembly.